GACCUGGUGCAGCGCAUGAUGGCUGGGAACUUUUCAGAACGACCUUCUGUACAGCAGGUCUUGGCGCACAGCUGGUGGCGGGAAGCCGGCAAGAAACUUCAGGCAGCGGCGCCCGCCGAGCCGGCACUCUCUGCAGAGCAGGAGCAGGGCUGGCACCCCGUGCGGCGUGGCGCGCGCCUCCGGCAGGCGCCGCCCGAUCGCAACUGGUCCGGCCAGUCGUACUGGAACGGCCUUCAGGAUUGA
Molecule: messenger RNA, 243 nt
Organism: Symbiodinium sp. CCMP2592
Lineage: Eukaryota; Dinophyceae; Suessiales; Symbiodiniaceae
Source: the annotation of a GenBank genome assembly